This is a messenger RNA of Strongylocentrotus purpuratus (purple sea urchin), 3758 nucleotides long. Its product is annotated as cystine/glutamate transporter. The coding region runs from base 297 to 3026 and encodes 909 amino acids. Gene Ontology annotation, biological process: amino acid transmembrane transport. Gene Ontology annotation, cellular component: membrane. The record is from RefSeq and is a predicted model, not a curated record. The transcript is spliced from 20 exons. NCBI's taxonomy places the organism in Eukaryota, Metazoa, Echinodermata, Echinoidea, Camarodonta, Strongylocentrotidae. Gene Ontology annotation, molecular function: L-amino acid transmembrane transporter activity.
CAAAUAUCUCUGCAUCUCAUCAUACUGAUCUAUAUUUAGUGCACUUAAUUGGUUAUCCAUAUGCAAACUUUGUUUCAAAGGAAGCUAAAAGUUCAUCCUAGGACAGGGACUUCCGACUCGGAAAAAACACUUUCAGUUUACAAGUCUACAAUUGGUCUAUUCGCUUAGGUUUUUGAACCGUUGACAAGUAUACACUUCGCUAGAAUUAAACAGACAGAGUAUAUCGUCACGUCGAAAGUAAACGUACAUGAGCCAUCAUAAUUUAAGAUCGUUCAAAAUUUCUCGGUCUGAUUGCAAUGGCGCGAUUGAGGGAAGCCCCUGGCAAUGGACUUCAAAAUGAGUCUGUCCAGGAUCUUACUGAUAGCACAGCUGUUAGUCUAACCCGUCAGGUCACACUGAUAGAUAGUGUAUCUCUCACAGUUGGUACUAUCAUAGGAUCUGGUAUUUUCAUCUCUCCAACGAGUGUCCUAGAGAACUCUGGAGGGAUAGGCUGGGCUCUCCUCGUCUGGGUUCUGUGUGGCAUCUUAUCAAUGCUUGGAGCACUAUGUUAUGCGGAGCUUGGGACGACCUUCCCAGUUUCUGGAGGAGACUUCUCAUACCUCCUGGAGGCGUAUGGUCCGAUCCUGGCCUUUCUAAGACUUUGGACUAGUGUGGUUUCCAUCAGGACAGCAUCCUUUGCUGUUUUGUCUUUGACGUGUGUAACUUACAUUCUCCUGCCGUUCUACCCCAACUGUGACAUUCCACCCGUGGUGUUUCGCCUGGUUGCAGCCUGUGUACUUUGUGCCAUCUUUUUCGUGAACAGCCUGAGUGUCCCUCUAAGUCGCAGGAUACAAGUCUUAUUCACGGUAGCUAAGCUCCUUGGUUUAGCUGUCAUCAUCGUCUCUGGGCUUGUCCAGCUAGCUAAUGGUGAGACAUCCAACUUUGCAAAUUCCUUCGACACUUCUAAAUUUAGUUUUAGAACGUUUCCCCUCGCCAUAUAUUCAGGUCUCUUCGCCUUUUCGGGAUGGCAGUACUUGACUCAAGUGACAGAAGAAAUAGUCAAGCCUUCCAGAACAAUUCCUGUGUCAAUUGGGAUCUCCAUGACAAUAAUAACAGUGGUGUACCUGCUAACAAACAUUGCUUACUUCACUGUGCUCUCAGAGAGUGAGAUGCUUACAUCAAGUGCGGUUGCAUUGGACUUUGGUCAGCGUGUAUUAGGUAGUUGGUGGUGGACUAUGAGUGUGGCUGUUGCUUUGUCAACCAUUGGAUCCGUAAAUGGGGGCGUGUUUGGCUUCGCAAGGUUCUUACUGGUUGCAUCACGUGAGGGUCACAUGCCUGCCAUAGCAUCAAUGAUACACAUCGAUCGGAAAACUCCCCUACCAGCUGCCAUGUUACUGGCUCCUAUUUGCCUCUUGAUGUUGAUCAGUGAUGACGUAGGAACCCUUAUCAACUAUCUCAGUUUCACACGAUGGCUCUUCAUCGGUAUCACCUGUGCUAUCAUACCUUACUAUAGAUGGAAACAUCCAGAAUUACCUCGCCCUUUUAAGGUUCCUCUGGCUGUACCGAUUGUGUUCGUGUUGUGUGCGUUGUUCGUGGUUGGGAUGUCACUGUACAGCAGUCCUGUAGAUUGUGGUAUUGGUUUAGCAAUCAUGCUAGCUGGGAUACCUGUCUAUUAUCUUUGUGUUCGGUGGCAGAACAAACCAGACUGGGUUAAUGAUAGAUUGCAUCGUGCGACCAUAUUUUUACAGCAGCUCCUCUUCGUCAUACCCCCAGAGGACGAGGAUGAGUCCCCCAAACUCGUUCAACUCGAAGAUGACCAGAAGACCCCUGACGGAGGGCAUGAGAAUCAGUCUAUCCAGGACGGUGACACAGCUGUCCGUCUAACUCGUGAGGUCACCCUGAUAGACAGUAUAGCGCUCAUCGUCGGUCAGAUCAUAGGAUCGGGUAUCUUCGUCUCUCCUACGAGUGUGCUGGAGAAUUCUGGAGGGGUGGGAUGGGCGUUGAUGGUCUGGGUCCUCUGUGGUAUCCUCUCCAUGUUAGGAGCGCUGUGUUACGCGGAGCUUGGUACCGUCUUUUUCGCGAACAGCCUGAGUGUCCCACUUAGUCGCAAGAUACAAGUCGUAUUCACGGUAGCUAAGCUCCUUGGUUUAGCUAUCAUCAUUGUCUCUGGGAUAGUCCAGCUAGCUAAUGUUCCCCUCGCCAUAUAUUCAGGUCUCUUCGCAUAUUCAGGAUGGCAGUAUCUGACUCAAGUGACGGAAGAAAUAGUCAAUCCCUCCAAAACAAUUCCUAUAUCAAUUGGGAUCUCGAUGACAAUAAUAACAGUGGUGUACUUGCUAACAAACGUUGCGUAUUUCGCUGUGCUCUCAGAGAGUGAGAUGCUUGCAUCAAGUGCGGUUGCAUUGGACUACGGUCAGCGUGUUUUAGGCAGCUGGUGGUGGACUAUGAGUGUGGCUGUAGCUCUAUCAACCAUUGGAUCGGUCAACGGAGGAAUAUUUGGGUUUUCAAGGUUCCUACUGGUGGCAUCACGUGAGGGUCACAUGCCUGCCAUAGCAUCAAUGAUACACACCGAUCGGAGAACUCCUCUACCAGCUGUUACAAUACUGGCUCCUUUGUGCCUCUUGAUGUUACUCAGUGAUGACGUGACAGCCCUUAUCAACUAUCUUAGUUUCACACGAUGGCUUUUCAUCGGUAUCACGUGCACAAUAAUUCCUUAUUAUAGAUGGAAAUAUCCAGAGCUCCCUCGUCCUUUUAAAGUUCCGCUGGUUGUCCCCAUUAUUUUCUCGUUUUGUGCGUUGUUCGUGGUUGGGAUGUCACUGUACAGCAGUCCUGUAGAUUGUGGUAUUGGUUUAGCAAUCAUGCUAUCUGGGAUACCUGUCUAUUACCUUUGUGUUUGGUGGCAGAACAAACCGGACUGGGUCAAUGAUAGAUUAGAUCGGGCAACCGUAUUUUUACAGCAAUUUCUUUUCGUCAUGCCCCCAGAAGAGGGUGAUGAGCCCCCAAAACCCGUUCAAAGCGAAGAUGACAACUGUUCAACUUCAUCACAAUAAAAGCCUUCACAGUUCUGGAAGUCUUCUCUUUUAGGAGUAGUAGUAGGGACGCACUAUUUUUGUGAGGAAUGGAAAUCAUUCCAAAAAAUUAGUUUAAAUUGCUCUUUUGAGAGGAAAUUUCAUUUCCUCUCAGUGCAUUAAACAUUUUAGAUAAAUAUAAUGCAAUGUCUGGUUUAAAAGUUAAUAUACAGAAGACACAUGCGAUUUUGAUUGGAGGAUUUAAAAACAAGAAAGAUGGUGUUCUUUUGAAUAGAAAUCUAAAUUGGGUGUUUGAUGAUUAUUUCAGAUAUCUAGGUAUAGACUUUUGUACGGAUUUGCCCAUAUUGAUAAUUCACAAUUAUAAUGAAAAAUUUAAAGAAAUCAAAAGUCAAAUGACAUCGUGGUCAAGGUGAUACUUAACUGUUCUUGGAAGAAUCACUGUCGUCAAGUCAUUGUUGGUAUCCAAAUUAAACUACCUUUUUUUUUGUCCCUCCCUAAUCCUGGUGAAAAUCUUUUGAAAGAUAUAAAUGCUCACUUUUAUAGAUUUAUAUGGGGGGAGAAACCUGAUAAAAUAAGUAGAAAUCAAAUGUCACAAAGUUACUCAGACGGAGGGGUUAAAAUGAUAGAUAUAUACACACAUUGCCAAUCAUUAAACAUUUCCUGGAUUAAGAGAUUAGUAAUUGGCUCAAUGGAUAGCAAUAUCCUCUGUCUUUUGCAAUCUUUCUUGCCUGAAGUGCAAGAUUUAAAAUUAUA